UGACUGAAUUUUCAAAGAAAACCGGAGACUAUCCCAGCCUCUCGGCCACGGAUAUCCAGGUGCUGGCACUCACGUACCAGUUGGAAGCAGAGUAUGUUGGGGUGUCUCACCUAAAACGAGAACCAGAAAAGGUUAGAGUGAGCUCCUCGACUCAGCACCCAGAAACCCCGCUGCACGUCGCUGGCUUCCAUCUCCCCUGCAAGCCUAAACCCCCACAAGAAACAGUAGACCGUGGGCCUCCCUCCAGCGAGCCCGAGCACCCGGAAUUCAGCUCCUUCCUGUUCUGGAGGAAGCCUCUGCCCAAUAUCGACCGUGAGCUGCAGCAGCUGCUGAUUGACGGAGGUGGGGAGGAAGAGGCGGAGGAGGAGGAGGAAGGCGGCGGUUCUGAAGACAGUCAAGGCGAAGACAGCGGUGAUGACGGAGGCGGCUGGAUAACCCCCAGCAACAUCAAGCAGGUCCAGCAGGAGCUGGAGAAGUGCGAUAGCCCGGCGGACGUGCAGGUCGGCUGUGUGACCACGGACUUCGCCAUGCAGAAUGUCCUGCUGCAGAUGGGGCUGCACGCGCUGGCGCUGAACGGCAUGCGGAUCCGAGAGGCCCGGAGCUACGUCCUGCGCUGCCACGGCUGCUUCAGGACCACGUCCGACGUGAGCCGCGUGUUCUGCGCGCACUGUGGCAACAGGACCCUGAAGAAAGUGUCCGUGACCGUGAGCGAGGACGGCAGCCUGCACAUGCACUUCUCCCGCAACCCCAAGGUGCUGAACCCGCGAGGCCUCCGGUACUCGCUCCCCAUGCCGAGAGGGGGCAAGUACGCCGUCAACCCGCACCUGACGGAGGACCAGCGCUUCCCGCAGCUGCGGCUGUCCCGAAAGGCCCAGCAGAAGACCAACGUGUUUGCCCCCGACUACACCGCCGGCGUGUCGCCCUUCGCAGAGAACGACGUCUCCAGUCGCGCGGCCACCCUGCAGGUCCGCGACAGCGCCUUGGGAGCCGGGCGGAGACGCUUAAAUCCCAACGCCUCCAGAAAGAAGUUUGUGAAGAGGAGGUGACGCAACCCUGAGCGCCUGCGCGCAGCCUGGGUGGCCCCGCGGUGCCGGGCCCGCGGCCCAGCUCCUUCCCGACUCCCCGGAGUGGGUGGCGGGGCCUCGGCCUGCAGCCAGCACUAGGGCUUCAGCCGUGGGGCGGCCGGUGAGGAUGGGACAGGGCCGGCGCGGAGCUUGCGGCCGCGGGGAGGACGUUCCCGGUUCCCCAGUGAUGCUAGUUGUGGCGCAAGCCUCAGACUCUCGCAUGUGGGGGAAUGUGAGCUACAGCGUAAGCCAUACGCCCGAGGGUCAGGGUCCACAUUUGUGAGCGUUUCACAAUAAACUGAGCUGCCACCAUCUUU
This is a messenger RNA of Chinchilla lanigera (long-tailed chinchilla), 1381 nucleotides long. It is a transcript of the gene Nob1, whose product is annotated as NIN1/RPN12 binding protein 1 homolog. Gene Ontology annotation, molecular function: RNA endonuclease activity. Lineage: Eukaryota; Metazoa; Chordata; Mammalia; Rodentia; Chinchillidae. The record is from RefSeq and is a predicted model, not a curated record. Gene Ontology annotation, cellular component: preribosome, small subunit precursor. Gene Ontology annotation, biological process: maturation of SSU-rRNA; ribosomal small subunit biogenesis.